Messenger RNA from Daldinia caldariorum, 2348 nucleotides. RefSeq names its product CDP-alcohol phosphatidyltransferase. NCBI's taxonomy places the organism in Eukaryota, Fungi, Ascomycota, Sordariomycetes, Xylariales, Hypoxylaceae. Gene Ontology annotation, biological process: phospholipid biosynthetic process. The transcript has 4 exons. Bases 393 to 1667 code for a protein of 424 amino acids. Gene Ontology annotation, cellular component: membrane. The record is from RefSeq and is a predicted model, not a curated record. Gene Ontology annotation, molecular function: phosphotransferase activity, for other substituted phosphate groups.
AAGCUGCCAACUUACCUUUAUAACAUUCACACCGACUUGCGACUUGCCGACCUUCAACAUAUAACCUAUAAAUCUUCGUGACGCACUUGUGCUCUUCUACAUUUCUUUUCUGCGACUCAAAUUAUAUUCUUUUUUUUAAGUUACAUAUAUUCCAUGGAGUCGAUCAGCAACCACUUAACAUGGGAAUGAUCGUUCCUUUUCGUUACUAAAUUCUUUAAAUUUUGCAGCUAAUAAGUUCGACCAUCGCGAACAGAGUUUUGAGGUGCUACCGUACCUAGUAUUUUUUACACUUCGUUACAUAUUUCUACCAAGGCAGAAUUAAGUUUUCUCCCAGCUUGAUCGCGAAUCGUUCUGCUGUCACCAAGGAAGCGAAGAAGUCCCUGUGUGCCGUCAUGGCCCCGAAUAAUAGCAAAACGGCUGUUGCCGAAUGCAUCUCGGAUGAUGCUCUAAUACACCUAAAGUCUUACAAGUACUCGGCCGUCGACAAGUCCCCCAUCUCUAAUUAUAUCCUCCGUCCCUACUGGAACGCCUUCGUCGAGCUUCUACCGUUAUGGCUGGCACCCAAUAUGGUAACCCUGAUAGGGUUCAUGUUCAUUCUAGUUAACAUCGCUUUACUGGUUAUAUUUAUGCCAGAUCUAGUAGGACCGGGCCCGUCGUGGCUUUACUUUAGCUUCGCCUUUGGCCUUUUCAUGUACCAGACGAUGGACAAUAUCGACGGAAAGCAGGCGCGCCGAACUGGCACAUCGAGUGGUCUGGGAGAGCUCUUCGACCACGGCAUCGACUCCUUAAACUGCACUCUCGGCAGCUUGCUAGAGACGGGUGCCAUGGCUCUGGGAAACUCGAAAUCCGGCGUCUUUACCGCCCUGUGUCCUUGCUUGGCCAUGUUUUUCUCGACCUGGGAGACCUACCACACCCACACGCUGUACCUAGGCUAUUUCAACGGCCCUACCGAGGGUCUCCUGAUUGCGUGCAGUCUGAUGGCUAUCUCGGGCAUCUACGGACCCGGCAUCUGGACGGAACCUAUCGUUAAUAUCGUAGGGAAGCAUAACCUCUUCGGGUUCGACGAAUUUGUCGCCGACCAUUCGAUUCGCGAUAUCUGGAUCCUCAUCAUUAUCGGCUCGCUCGUCUUGUUUCACAUGCCGUUCUGUGUCCUAAACGUUGUCAAGGCGAGACGACGUAACAACCUUCCGGUCCUCCCUGUUUUCCUCGAGUGGAUCCCCAUGGGUAUAUAUACCUUCUCGAUCGGCGCAUGGCUAUACUCUCCGCAUUCGACGCUGAGGAGCGAGAACCAUCUGGUGCUGUUCUGCCUGACCAUGUCUCUUGUGUUCGGGCGCAUGACGACCAAGAUGAUCCUGGCCCAUCUCACCCGCCAACCCUUCCCGUACUGGACCGUGAUGCUAGCUCCGCUCGUAGGCGGCGCUUUCCUGGGUAACCUUCCGCGGCUCGGCCUCCCGGCUAUCACCGCGGAUCUCGAACUCUACUACCUGUGGGCGUACUUCGUUUUUGCGUUCAUCGUAUAUUUCCGAUGGGCAUAUCUCGUCACAACCAGCAUAUGCAACUUCCUCGGCAUCAACUGUCUCACCAUCCCCUUCGAGAAACAGCUCGAGAACAAGCGGAAGCAGGAGCUUCUGGCGAACGGCAACGCGAACGGGAAGAAGUCUCAGUAGAUGGUGCCGACUCGAUGGCGUAUGCGAUAGGGGCGUUGUGGAGUGGGAGGAUACAGUGGAUAGAGUACGACGUACAAUUCUGGAAAGAUGCUUCCUCGCCGCGUUUUUAUCCCGAGUAUCAGCGUUGGCUUUCUUCUACGCGGGAGCUAGAUUUUUCUCCACUCUUACUUACCUACAUUGCAUUGUUGUAAUAUACUAGAAAAAAGGAACCAGGACUAUAUUGUAGAUAGGCGGACAGGGACUUACUUCACUCGGCGCAUCGGGUACCGCGGCCUCUUAGCUGCGAGGCCUUGGUUUGGGGGCGAUAUUAGAGGAUGGGUAGGGAGAGAGCGUGGGUGUGUCGGGCUCGUCAUAAAAAGGAAGAAAAGAAAACAAAGAAAAGAAGAAGAGAAAGGCCCGGGGACAGCCGUGUAUAUUUUACGAACGGGAGAAUCUACUUUUCUCGGCCUUUGCGCUCGACAAUGGACCCGACAUGGGAGGUAGGGCGUUCUCUCGUCGAUCUACGAAGCGAGGAGAGGAGAGUAGAGCAGAGGGAGACGGUAAUUAAUAGCGGUUGCAUUUGCAUUGCGUUGGUGGGCAGUCAUUCUGAAUAGAGAUGGGGAUAGUGAUGAUAGAGGAAUGAAUCGAAGAGGAAUUUCUCUUGCUUUUCACGUACUGCAAGAGGAAGACAUGGAAAUGAUG